Molecule: messenger RNA, 2568 nt
Organism: Scutellospora calospora
Lineage: Eukaryota; Fungi; Glomeromycota; Glomeromycetes; Diversisporales; Gigasporaceae
Source: the annotation of a GenBank genome assembly
AUGCUAAAACAAGAACAAUUAAGUGAAUUAAGUGAAAUACAAAGUCAAUUCUUUUCCGAUAUAGAUGAAACUGAAGAAUUCAAAGAAGCCCUGAAUUUAUAUGUAAAGCCACAAGGAACGUGGAAUGUGUCAAUUAUUAAAUCCUUAGAUAAUGAAAAGGAAAUGGUUUCCGAAGAUAAAAAGGGUGAUGUUGAAAAAGUGGUUAAUGGCUUUUUAGGAUCAAAAGAUAGACUCUCCUCAUAUGAUAAAGAGAUUCUAGAGAAAGCAGCAAACGAACUUUUGAAUUCAAAAGAUAAAACAUCCUUAAUAAAUACAGUUAACGGCUUUUUUGCACAAGAAAAUCGAUUAACUUUAGAAGAUGAAAAGGAUCCGAAUAGAAUAAUUAUACAUGAAGAAAAUGUAAAAUUUCUUGAACUGGAAUCAAGGAACUAUCUAGUAUCUAAAGAUAAAGAAAAAUUUAAAAAUGCGGUUAGUAAAUUGAUGGAUUUAAAAUCUAAAAAUUUUUUAGAAAUAGCAGUUAAUAACAUCCUGGCUUCGAAGUGUAAAAAAGUACUAUUGAUAUUAGGUGUAGGGGGCACGGGUAAAUCGACUUUUAACCGUUAUCUUGCUCGUCGCCUAUGGAAUGAACAUGAUCAAUCGAAUAUGACGCAGCCAAUUCCUUUAUUUAUUGCAUUGGCGCAAUUGAAAGAAGGAAUGCUAAACCGAAAUCAGGACUUUAUCGAAAUUUAUUUAAAAGAAUGUGGUUUAUCCUUGGACACAAUUAAAGUUUUACGUGAAAGAAAGUUUGUAUUUAUUUUAGAUGGAUAUGAUGAAAUUUCUGAACGUGAACGUCACUGCUACGAAAGCAAUAAAUUUAAUAAAUGGAAAAAUUCGAAAGUUAUCAUCAGUUGCCGACCAGAAUAUUUAGGUUCAGGAUAUAAAAAUAAGUUCUUACCAAAAAAUGGUGAAAGAGGAUUUCAGGAAUUGACGAUCACACCAUUUUCUCAGACUGAAAUAGAACAGUACAUAAAAAAUUAUACUCAAAAUAAAGGACAUUUAUUGGAUUGGGACGCAGAUACGUAUAUACAGCAAAUAAAGAAUAUUCAAAUAGAAAAGAUAGUCAUUAAUCCCAUUUUGUUAAAGAUUACCCUGAUUGUCUUACCAGACCUUGUUAAUGAAUAUGUAACAAUAGACCGCCAAAUAAAUCGUAUAGUUUUAUAUGAAAAAUUUUUUGAAACAUGGUUUAGCCGUGCACAAAAUCGCCUGUUAAAAAUUCAACUUAAAGAUAAGGAAAAAGAAGCAUUUAAUAACUUAGAUUCAGAAGAUUUUUUAAAAUAUUGUCUAAAAUUUAGUAAAGAUUUCGCUGUCAAAAUGUUUGAAGAUAAUAAUAAAGUGGUCAUAGACUAUGAUCCAGUAAGUGAGGAAAUUAAAUCGAAUUGGUCAAGCUUUUUCAGCAAUGAAGAUACAAAGCACUGUUUGCUACGCUUUAGCAUGCCAUUAAUCCGACGUGGGAACCAAUAUUGGUUUCUUCAUAAAACCUUGCGAGAUUAUCUAAUUGCUAGUGUAUUUCUGGAAUCGUGCAAAUCUACAUUACAUACUGCACUCUUUAAUAAGCAUUUACUUGUGUCAGAACAUGAUGUCCGACAAUUUUUGGUUGAAUUUAUCCAACAAAAAGAGACUUAUAUACAAAAAUUAUUAUCUAUAAUUAAUAGCUCUAAAAAUGAUGAUAAGGUUCAAAUUGCUUCUGCUAAUGCUAGUACAAUUCUAAUACAGGCUGGUGUAACAUUGAAAAAUUUAAACUUAACUGAUAGUAAUAUUUCAGGAGCAGAUUUGAGCAAUGGAGUAUUCGACAAUUUGCAACUAGCAAGGUCCAAGUUAAAUAAUGUGAAUUUUCAAAAUGCAAGGCUUCAAAAUACAAAUCUCCAAAAUUCUUCUCUCCAAAAUGCAAAUUUUAAAGGCGCAGAUCUCUCGUCUGCAAACCUUCAGAAUGCGAUUCUUCAUUAUGCGGAUUUCCAAAAUGCAAAGCUUUUAAAUGCAAAUCUCCAAAGCACUUCUUCACAAAAUGCGAAUUUUGAAGAUGCAAAUUUUUCGUCUGCAAACUUUCAAAAUGCGAUUUUUAAUAAUGCAAAUUUCCAAAAUGCAACUUUUAAUAGUGCAGACUUUCAAAAUACAAUUCUUAAUAAUGCGAAUUUUCAAAAUGCAAAGCUUAUAAAUACAAAUCUCCAAAACUCUUUUUCUCAAAAUGCAAAUUUUAAAGGCGCAGAUCUCUCAUUUGCAAAUUUUCAUAAUGCUAUUAUUCAAGAUGCAAUUUUUCAUAACUCAUGUCUUAAUAAUGUAAAUUUUGAAGCUGCGUUUCUCAGAAGCAUCAAUGUAAAUCUUCGUACAUAUCUUCAAGGCACAAAUCUUCAAAACUUUAGUCUCCAAUACAAGGUUCACGUAUUUGUAAAUCUUCAAGACAUAAAUCUCAGAGGUACGAGUUUUAAAGGUUUGAAUCAGCAGAUUAUAUUAGUGCUUCGAUUCUAUUCUUUAGAGGCCAUUCGGAUUAAAUUCGAUAAUCCGAAUCCGAAUAGGUCCAGAUUUAAUUAUUAA